AUGUGGUCUGCGGUGAGUGCGUGUCCGCGCAGCCGGCACCGUGUGUGGCGCAGGGCCAUUACGGCUGUGCGUGUGGCGCUGCUCGUUGUGUUGGCGCUGGUUGCGGCGGCGGCGUGGGUGCUCGCGGCGCAUGCGGUGGUGUUGCGACUGCGGGGCGGUACGGUGGACAGAGCCAUCACGGUGGGCCGCGCCGUGGGCACGGUGCUGAUGGACGGCGUGUACAUCACGAACGGUGUGGCUGUGGUGUUCGACGUUGCGGCGAUGCUUCCCGGCGCGCUGCGCAUCGAACUGAGGAACUGCGUGUGCGACGGCGGUGCGCAGAUCUACGUGCGGGGCUACAGCGGCGAGCCGGCGACUGACCGGAGCCUGGAGGUGAGCGUGAGCGGGCUGUCCGGGAGCCACUGCUCGCUCGUGUUUGUGCACAACCUGCCGGCACACACGAACGUGACGGUCCGCGACUCGACGAUUGUGACGCCGGGGCCGAUUCGCUACUCCCAGCUGAGCGGGCUGACGGACGUGGUGGCGUCGCCGCUUGUGCUGUACGCGACGUCGCUGUUGCAGACGCAGCUGCGUGUGAGCAACACUGUGCUGAGGUCGUCGCACGUGGGCGGGUCGGCGGUGUACGUUGGCGGCGGUGUGGACCUGCUGUCGAGCGCGGUGGUGCUUGACGGCGUUUUACUGGAGGCGUCGGGCGGUCCGACCGCGUCCGCGAUGCGUGUGGCGUCCUCGUCGUGUCUCAGUCUGCGGAGCCACUCAGUUUUCUCCCUGACGAAGGUGUCGGUAGUGAGUAGCGGCUGCGGCAUUGUGCUCGGAGAGCGCCUCGCGGUGCUUGAUUCGGUGCUGCGCUUUGUGGGUGUCGAGGGAUCUGUUGCGUCGUCGCUUUUGCGCUGCGACGGUCGGACGAUCGGUGCCGGCGGGUGGCUGGACCUGCACGACGUGUGGGCGGUGGGCGAGGCGUCGUCGGUGGCGUCGCUGUCGGAGGUGACGCUGAGCGGCGGCACCGUGUCGAUUGCGCGCUGCGCUGCCACCGGCGCGACGCUUGUCUCCGGGCCGGCGAUCACGAGCGGCGUCGUGUCGGUGCAGUGCAACCGUGCCGGCGGCCGAGUGCUGCAAAGCAGCGGCGACUACCGCAUGGCCGGCCUGCCCUCCGUGAGCGUGGUGCCGUGCGACGGCUGUGCGGCGGCGCUGGCGUGCUUUGACGCACUGACGGCGUCGUUCUCCGACUGCGUGUGCAGCUGCCGUGCCGGCGGCGUGGGCGAGGCGUGUCUGCCGUUCGACGUUCCGCCCGCGAGGACCGGCGGCGGUGGUGGCGGUGCGCAGGGCUGCGUGAGUGGCGUGACGCUGACGGAGUCCGUGACGGUUGGCGGCGGGUGGGCGACGGCGUGCUUCGACUCGGUGGUGUUCAGCGGGCCAAUCACCGUGGCGGUGGACCUGCGCUCGAUGGACUCGUCCGCUGACCCGCUGAACGUGACGCUGCGCCACUGCGUGCUUACGGGCGGCGCGCAGCUGCGGAUUGGUGGCCUCAGCGAGAUCACGGCGCGCCUGGUGCCGUACGCCCUCGUCAACAUGAAGAAUGUGACGUCGCUGGAGGGCACGAUCGUGCUGCAUGGCGCGAUGCCGUUGCACUCGAGAGUGCUGCUGGCGAACUCAACGCUGCGCGCGACGGUUGGCGGGUCGCAGUACGUGGCGACGACCCGUGGCCACGAGGGAUCCCGGUACGGCCCCGCGCUUGUCCUGGACGGCGUCCGGCUUCUGUCGACGCGGUUUGUCAUGACGCGGUCGACGCUGGGGUGUGGCGGGGAAUCGUGCGCUGCGAUCCUCGUGGAGCGCGGCCUCGGUGCGAACCUGUCCAGUGUGUUCUACAUGGACAACUGCGUUAUCAGGUCGCAGUCGCACGUGAUUUACGCUCUUGCGUCGUACCUCCGUGUCAGCGGCGGCUCCGUGUUCUCCAUACAGAACAGCUUGUGGAGUGCGCCGAGCAACGAAUACUACAAGGGCGCGUGUGUGUUUGGGGACGUUGCAGUGGAUGGCGGCAGCGUGCUGCAGAUUGUGUCCAGCACUUUCCGUCUCGGCUUCGCCAUGCUCAUUGCAAAUACGCUGACCGUGACUGGCGGCAGCUGGCUGGUGCACCGCGACAACGAGUUCCGCACCGCCUAUGUCGUGCACGUGGCCAACAAGAACGGCGUUGCGUUCCGCGAUCGGAGUGUGUGGUCGAUACUACAUAACAACUUCAACUACGGCUCGUACUCGUCGAGCAUUGCACAAAUGACGAGCAACUGGCCACCACCAUCCGACGCGCACCCGAUCAUCUACGGCGUGUGCAACGAGGCAAGGGGCUCACCUGUGAUGGAUUACGGAGAAGUGCUCAAUAUUGGAGCCCCCGUGACGGUGUUGGACUGUGGCGCGUGCGCCUUGGACGCCGUGUGCUUUGCAGCGAGGACGAGCAGCAUCAGCGGCUGUGCGUGUGUGUGCGCUGCUGGCGGCUACGGAGACACGUGUCUGCCGGCUGCGGUUCCGGACGGCCUUGGGCCGCUCCCGCUCCCGCUACCCGAUGCGAAGGACACGGAGGUCCGCUGCGUGCACGGUGGCAGCAUCAGCUCCGUGGACGAUCCUGAUCCCGGUGUGCGUGGUCUGUGCUUUGUCAACGUGACCUUCACCGCCGCGAUCGUGCUGGACCUGUGGGGUUUUGCCGCACCACAACAGACACUCAACAUCACGCUGCUGCAGUGCGUCCUUGUGGGUCUAUCGAUCAGGGGGAGUGGUGCGCGCGUGCAAGUGAACGUGACAUCCUCGAUGAUGGAUUCUGGUGCAUUGGCGUUUGAGGGUGAUUUUGGAGCGAGAUCCCAGAUACUGGUGGUGGGCAGUGCAAUUGUGGCGAUCUCGGGCCACGCUAUUCACUUUCCGAGGUUUGCUUUUGGCAAGAACUCGACGCUGCUGAUGCUUGACAACAAAUUGGAGGGGAAUAUUUUUGCAGUUUGUUUCCCCGUUGCUGUUGUUGUUGAUGGUGGCGGAAUCAUUGUGAAGGGAAAUACGCUGAGAACAAAGAAGGAGGAUUCUAGAACGACAUCGGCCGUUUAUUAUAACGGUGUUCAUUUGAGGAACGGCGGCUACUUUGUUUUCGAGAACAACACGAUGAGCGCGGUCAAUGGCAUUUUUUUUUUGUUUUUGGCCACCGUGAGCUCCACGGGGCUGCUGAGAGUGGCGGACUGUAAAUUUGCUGGCAGCACGAGGGUUUUGAAAUUCGCACUGUUGUAUUUGGACGGUUCUUUGAUGCUCGAGGACGGUGCGCAGUGGCGUGUGGAGGGCAACGAUGUGACUGCAGCCUCAGUAAUAGGUGUGCCAGAAUCCUUUUACACAAUUAAGCUGUCGGGCAGCGGCACCACCGUGGCGCUUGCAUACAACCGUCAGGUGGACUCGAGUAAAGCCUUUGCCAAUUUUUUCCCAUCGAGCAUUCUAGUGAUGUCACCCGCGCGGUUUGUGGUUGGGUGCAACCUGCAGGGCGAUGAGGAGGUGUCGUACGACGGCAUGUUUUCUGGGGAAGUGGUGCUGUUCAGGUGUGGCACGUGCAACGACGACGCGGCGUGCUACAUGCCCGGGACGGAGUUGGUGGACCGCAGCUCGUGCUCGUGCAGCUGCAAGGACGGAUGGCAUGGCGCGUCGUGCCUUCCCUUCGAGGUGCCCGACACGGUUGUGCCGCCCUUACCGGAGAGAUCCGUUGACGGUGACACAAGCUGCGUGGCGAACCAGACGCUGAAGAGCCUCACGCUGAACAUGUGGAAGACGCACCACUGCUACGCGGGUGUGAAAUUCAGCGGCGUGGAUGCAGUGCUCACGUUUUUCUUUGAAAGUAUGCCGCUGCAUCUCCCCAUCAACAUCACGCUCAGUGGGUGCACAUUCCGUGAGGGUGCCGCGCUGCAGUUUGUUGGGGGUGCUGAGGCGGCGGAGUCAGCAGGCGUCCUGAUCCGCGUGAGCCAGACGGUGAUGUGGUCCUCUGUUGUUGUGUUUGCACUCGCCCUCCCGCAGCACUGCGACAUCGCCGUCACGGAGGUUGACGCGGUGCAAUUUUCCGAGGUCCAGCUGCUUGACACUGGGAGGAGAAAGCUUAGCGUAUUGGUGCUGCUGAAGAACAUUUUGCUGAGUGCGUCUUCGCUGUUGGUGAGCAACGUCAAGGCGCAUGCCUUGAGGUACGGUGGUUUUGGUUUGUACUCGUUCGGUACGCUGACGCUGGUGCGUGGCAGCUCGCUGUACACGCGGUACUGCAGCUUCAAUGGAUACGCACAACUGUUGUACGUAAAUGCCCUCAGUGUCAGUGAUCACUCUGUUUUUGCGCUGCUCAACAAUACAAUGUCCUCCGGGAAAAGCCUUCUGUAUCUGCGCCACGGAUUCAGCGUGUCGGAUUACAGCGUGUUACGCGUGGUGGGGAACAGCGCUUCCGUGGCCUGCGCUAUCUAUGCAUACAAGACAUGGUCUCUUAAACUUUCAAGUUGGUUGGAUUGGCGCGACAACAACCUGGGAGUGGGUGCGACGUUCCACGAACCUGAAUCAACUUUGUUGAGCAUCGACGGCAGCAGCGUGGUGACGCUGACGGGCUGCAGGAUGGGCUCAACGGGUUUGUCGGUGCCUUUGCUAUCGCAGGCUGACGCCGGCUACCGGUUCGUUGCUGGGUGUCUGACGGUUGCGGGACGGUUGGUGACGACGGCGGCUGAAC
Trypanosoma cruzi is the source of this 4708-nucleotide messenger RNA. RefSeq names its product dispersed gene family protein 1 (DGF-1), putative. Lineage: Eukaryota; Euglenozoa; Kinetoplastea; Trypanosomatida; Trypanosomatidae. The record is from RefSeq and is a predicted model, not a curated record. The annotation marks the transcript as partial. The transcript has a single exon.